AUGCGGAUCUUCGUCCUUCCUCUUACCACGCGGCAAGCCUUGAUCUAUUGCCAACGCGCGGAGCAAAAUGUCACGGGCAAGUCAAGCAUUGCGGAUCGAGUGACUAGCAAGGCGGCGCAAAUAUGGGCAGGCUGGGAGGCCGCAGAUAAAGGCUGGAAGAAACAAAUCGUGAAAUAUGGGAACCAGGGUCUACAACGCAUACCCUACCAGGAGUGGGCAUUAAAAAGCUUUCCGCCUUCGAACCCGAAGUUGCAGGCAGAAGAAAUGGCCGCAGGCAAGAAAUACGACGUGAUCUAUCCUGGGAAUGUCAUGCGGAAAGACGAUGUGCCCAAAGUCAUGGGCAGACUGGCUCGAGAACGGAAGCAGUUGCACUGGAAUCGCUUCGUAGGAAGCAUGAUCGCUAUGCCAUUCACGAUACCAUUCGCAUUGGUGCCUAUAGUACCGAACAUCCCCUUCUUUUACGCGGCUUACCGGUGUUGGUCUCAUUGGAGAGCUCUGAAGGGGUCGGAUCAUUUGGAUUUUAUCUUGGAUCAUCGAUUGUAUCGAUUGCUCUCGCCUCCCGAGAUCGAAGAACUUUACGAACAAGUCGUACCAGAUGCGCCCGACUUUACCUUUGUGACACGCCUCCAACUUCUCGAUGGCAGCACUCCACCCGAAAAGAUUCUACUCCCUGCAGACAGCCAUACAGUCGUUGCCAAAGUGACUGGUGUCCCAGAACUGAGUAACGAGGUUGAGCGUGCCCUGUGGCAGAUACACCGACAAUCUGAACGGGAGGAGGCCCAGCGAACUCAAGAACAGCCGGAGGAAGAAUCCAAGGAGUCCAACAAGGACAGCACAAAGAAAUGA
Capronia coronata CBS 617.96 is the source of this 846-nucleotide messenger RNA. RefSeq lists its product as uncharacterized. Lineage: Eukaryota; Fungi; Ascomycota; Eurotiomycetes; Chaetothyriales; Herpotrichiellaceae. The record is from RefSeq and is a predicted model, not a curated record. The transcript has 3 exons. Bases 1 to 846 code for a protein of 281 amino acids. Gene Ontology annotation, biological process: proton transmembrane transport; potassium ion transport. Gene Ontology annotation, cellular component: mitochondrial inner membrane.